Messenger RNA from Fusarium pseudograminearum CS3096, 2727 nucleotides. RefSeq lists its product as uncharacterized. Bases 1 to 2727 code for a protein of 908 amino acids. The record is from RefSeq and is a predicted model, not a curated record. The transcript is spliced from 2 exons. NCBI's taxonomy places the organism in Eukaryota, Fungi, Ascomycota, Sordariomycetes, Hypocreales, Nectriaceae.
AUGACAGCCGCCGUGGAGAAGCACUUCAGCGUCUUUUUGGACAAUGCCAAAUUGCGGUCAGGCCAAACUGUGCAAAGCUGGGAACAAGAAAAGACCAGCCUUGUUUUGGACUUCGACACAUUUUAUAAGCAUGAGUGUUCAAGCCUGCCCUCUGAUCUUCCAGAACAGGCCCUGACGGUCUUAAAAAGACUCCAUGCAAGGGCCAAAGAGGGUAUCGAAGCGAUGUUCAACACCUGCAAAGCUUCACAACGCAAAGAUGCCGAUGAUUUCGGAACCGGUCUAACGAAGCUGGCAUCCACUGUCAAGAAGACCAGUGACAAAGAGAUUCUACGAUUGGAAGACGAGGCCCAUAAAUCCAGGUUGGCCGUGGAAUCCUUCAAGCGUCAAAUCAAGUCACGCUUAAAUGACAGCCGGGAGCCCGAGUCAGUCGAAGUUGUGGAAGACCGCAGAGAGAAGAGAGCUGCCACUCCGAUUAGCGGUGGAAUGGGAUUCGACAUAGCCCAUCGUAGGGCAACAGGGAGAGGCCCUCGUACACCGUCCUCACAGACUCGCGCUCAAAGGAUUUUAGCCCAGAGACAAGCCCCGACUUUACCGGUUGUCUUACCCGUUUCUAGGAAUGUUCCUGCUCGCUCACCCACAAGAGUUCCUGCUAGAAGCGUUGUCCAGGGGGCAUCUUAUCGUGCCCCUAGUCCCGCAACGGUAUCACCGGCAAUGAGGACCACUUCGACUGCAAGAAAAUCACAAGCGCCCAAAGGCAUGCAAUCUGAAGAACUCGGAGAUAUACACCCUAUAAUGGAAGAGACGAUGAGGUUGGGCUCGGCAAUCAGCCAAGAAUACGAAGAUAAUCUGCAUAUGCUUGACGAAGAACAAUCCGAAUGGGAGAACAUGGAUGAAAUUGAUGAAGUACUAUGGCAAAGUUCAGAAGAUUCUCCUCAGGAUGACAGCUUCGAAGACCUUUCUGCCAGGAACAGCAGGCUUUCCAGAGAAAAGAGCAGGCUGAACAAGGAGAUUGCCAGUCUUCACGAGGAGAACGAAAAAUUCCAAGAGAUAAUCGAGGAGCUCAAGGGCAGCAACGAGAUGCUGACACGGGAGAAUGAAGACCUUCGCAUGUACACAGGCAACCAAGGACAACCUGCCGGGAACGCCAAUCAAAUUGGAAUUGAUGAAGACCUAGAUUUCCCAACGUCACUACCUAGGGUACCAACGAUACCCCAUACUCCAACAACAGCAGGCAUACCCGGCUCACCACUGUCAACGCCGAGAGCACACAACAUCUCAACUGACACAUCCAAAAUGAAUUCACCAUUGACACCUCUCCCACUAGCCAGGGCUGCAACAAAUGAUUCAAUUCGAAGUGAUUGGGGCAAACCUAUCGGCACGCAUUUCCCCGGAUCUCUACACAGAUCCGACACAUCAGACAUGGCUUCACCAGACGAUGUAGGCCCAUACACUGGUACUAUGAGUGAUGUCAUGGCGCUCCUCAGGUCAGCAGUUGUGCGCUGCAACAAAGACAUACAGACAUGUCACAAGGAGAAGAAAACUUCACCUGGGCACGAAACCCCUACGAAUUUCCUGUUUGAAUCCUGGGAAGAUUCAGCGAGGAGGAACCGUCACGAUUUCCGCCAGACGAUUUCGUAUUUCCAAACAAUCUCUGGCAAAUCGUCUAGCAAAUCUCGGUCCCAUGCGAGCUCCAGCUCAUUGGGGGGAUCACCUCGUUCUGUAGGAAGCUCCUUCACGGCCACCAAUACAUUCAAAUCGUUCGGCGGCGAUUUCGCUGAAGGCGUAGGGUGGGAUUCCCCAGCAUUUGUUCCUCCCAAGUCUGGAAACGCUCCGGGGCUUACCAACCCAGAGGGCAAGCUUCAUGAGCCGAAGACUGCACAAGAAUCUCCCCCUAUGGAAGGCUCUGUUGAUAAAAAGGGUUCUACUCAGGGAGGCAGUUCUUCUACGAGUGGAGGCAGCUCGAAGAAGAGCCAGUCUAAUCCCAAGGGCCAGCCCCAAAACUCGCAAAAGAGCUCUGGCUCCAGGACUGGAACAGGAGGCACCAAGUCAUCGAUAGCACAUGGAGAGAAGAGAGGCGACGAUGACGACGACGACAACGACGACAUCGUCAGAUCCUUGACACAUCCGAUGUUGGAAAAAUAUCGACAUACUGGAAUGCACCCGUUGUUUGUGGCUAUCAUACUCUACCUUGCGGUACGUUGGUCAAGUUUCAAAUUCUGGGUUGACCAACGGGUGCGCCGUCCCAUGCGUGAGUACAUCACACGCAAGCUGCCCUCAAGGUUCUCCUCACUUAGCACUGCAAUUGCUAUGAUCAUGUUGUUGAUUACCGGGUUCUUUUACUUGUACUUCAAAACAUACCUUGUUUAUUUGGUUGUACAAAAAGAACGGCAAAUGUGGCGUGACGGCAACAACGUGGCGAUGCGCCUUGAGCUGAAGAGAGCCGGUAAGCCAUCGGGAGUAUCACUCUGGGGCCUCAGCGAAGAACAAGGAUUGGUACGACAGAGUGUUGGCGACUUUGUGGAGUUUAUAUGCUGGUCUCUGGGCUUUACAGCUUUGAAGAACUCGGUGAGCGUUUGGGCGUUGAAUAUGUGGGCAGUUGUGUCUGACUCUGCUUCUUUUGCGUGGGAAGUAUGUUGUUGGGCGCUUGCCACGACAAAUUUGGUUCUGGGAAAUGGCGUAAAUACGGCUAUGCAUAGGGCAAAACUGGUCUUUGUUGGCGGGAAUUAG